Drosophila eugracilis is the source of this 467-nucleotide messenger RNA. RefSeq lists its product as uncharacterized. The transcript has 2 exons. Bases 52 to 387 code for a protein of 111 amino acids. NCBI's taxonomy places the organism in Eukaryota, Metazoa, Arthropoda, Insecta, Diptera, Drosophilidae. The record is from RefSeq and is a predicted model, not a curated record.
GACUCGGGGCAAUCCAUAAAGUGUUCCUCACUCAUCAGUCGUUGAUCGACAAUGUCGUGGCUAAGUAUCUCGUUCUGGAUCCUUUUCCUAACUAUCCAAUGGGUGGAUUUUGUGCAGGCAGCUCCCGCUGGAAGUAGUCCCCUUGAUGUAUCUGAUCAUCUUGUCAGUUUCGACUUUACUUUCGACAGGCCAUCCGAUCUUCUAUUGCCCGAACUCGAGCUUCAAUUGUUGCAGGCACAAAAGGAGCAAGAUGAUAUGGAAGUACUCAGAAUGCAAUUAAUGCAGUUGAACUUACUAAAGUUGUUAAUUGGCUUGGACUGCUUUAUCUUGAUUUGCAUUUACUUCUACGCCAGGGAAGAAAAAUACCGACCAGUGCAGGUCGUUUGACAGAUUAUAACGAGUAGUUUUGUAUAAAUUUUAAGUUUAAUAUGGCUCCUAAAAAUAUAUUAAGAAACGUGUAUUUUAUA